Drosophila ananassae is the source of this 2064-nucleotide messenger RNA. It is a transcript of the gene nw, whose product is annotated as retrotransposon-like protein 1. NCBI's taxonomy places the organism in Eukaryota, Metazoa, Arthropoda, Insecta, Diptera, Drosophilidae. The transcript has 4 exons. Gene Ontology annotation, cellular component: external side of plasma membrane. Gene Ontology annotation, molecular function: carbohydrate binding. Gene Ontology annotation, biological process: biological process involved in interspecies interaction between organisms. The record is from RefSeq and is a predicted model, not a curated record. The coding region runs from base 280 to 1698 and encodes 472 amino acids.
UUGGACAUUCGCGGCUGCGUGAUAUUGGCCGGAUCAGUUCAGCGAUCAGUCGACGACGAAGGCUUGCAGUGAACGCGACGUGUAGUGCUGAAGUACUCCCAACAAUUUCAAGAGCCAACCACCUCGAUCGCGCGUCUCCUUUUGGGAUUUGAGAACCCGAUUCCCCCAUAUAUAUAUAUAUAUCCAUAUAUAUUUAUAUUCACCGAUCGUCGCCAGCGGCAAUCAGAUACUAGUGCUUCGCGCUCCCACCACAUCCAUCCACAGCCAACCGAAGAAAAGAUGGCCAAAAUCGUUCUCAUCUGCCUUCUGAGCCUUUUGGCAUGCGCUGCAGGUCAACGCAUCACGACAAUCCAUCUGGAUGGAGUUCAGUACUUCAUCAGCCGGAUGAACCCCUAUUCGCCGGAACUGAACUACUUCCUGGCCUACCAGUACUGCCGAUCCCUGGGCCUACAGCUGGCCUCGUUCGAGACCAAGGAGAAGGCCGAGUCGAUGACCACCUAUCUGAAGAAUGCCGGUUAUGGAAACUAUGAUUUCUGGACAUCCGGCAAUCGCCUGGGCACGGGCAUGUUCCUAUGGAUGAGCACCGGUCUGCCGUUCAAUGCCACCUUCGAUUUCUUCGAGAACUCGGCGGACGCCAUUCAGGCCGGUCUUCUUGAUCCUGUUGACCACAAUAGCAACACUUCACCACAGCGCACUGCCCGCGACAGCAGCAGUGGCGCCGAGAAAGGAUGCGUUAUCCUGAAGCAGCCCACGCUCAAGUGGAUGCCCGAGGACUGCUCCGCCGUGAAGGACUUCAUCUGUGAGCAGACCCGCUGCUACUACUACAACUAUGGCAGCAUCCCCGUCUCGUCGGCGCAGGGACGUCCCAUUACAUCGACCACGCCCAGGACACCUGCCUCUCUGAUGAAUCUGCAUGCCGCCGCCACCACCACUCCUCUGCCCUUGCUGAUGUCCACCAGCGGUGGCUCCUUGUACACCGCCGCUAAGGCCAAGUCCAGGAUCUCGGAGGACUCUCAGCAGCAGCCCUCGUUCAUCUCCUUUAAGCUGAACCAUGACCGCUCGCUGCCUGAUACGGAUGCCACCGAUGUCGAUGUGGAGGACCAGGAGACUGAUGUGGAGGAGCACGAGGAGCACGACGAUCACGAUGUGGAAGGCGAUGGCGAGGAGGACCAGGAGGAGCAUGCCCGUGAGCUGAGUGGGGAUAACGAGGGUGAUAUCAAGGAGCAUGUCUUCCCGCUGACCGACAACGAACUGCAUCCCGAAAUGCACUCCAUCGAGGAGGUCCAGCAGCAGCUGCAGCAACAGCACCAGCAGGAACAGGAGCAGGACCAAGAGCAGGAAGCCGCUGCCACGGUUGAGGAGCAUGAGAGCGCAGAGCACGACGACCACGAAGAGGCGGAGAGUGAGGCCGACCAGGAGGCGGAGACGGCCAGCGAGUCCCUGACCCUGCCCAGUUCCACGGAGUCGCCAGCUGCUGCUAUCGAGGAGCGCAUCAAGCAGAUCGCCCAGGACUUCCAGAAGAUGGCAAGCUCCCAGGAGCUGCAGCCCAAGGAGGAGCUGACGCCCCAGUCCUCGCUGUCCCUGAACGAUCUGAUACGCACCCUGCGGCCCAACGAGCAGCAGAUCAUCCCCCAAAUCGACUCCGACUACUCCAAUGCCAUGCGUGUUCUGGGCAAGCCACUGGCGGCCAAUAACUAGGGACUACCAUCCUCCCAAAACUAGCCUAAGAUGUGUGUGCUCGGGUGUAUGUGUGUGAGGUCCUUGGAGGUCAUCCAACCAGAUAGCCGGGUUCCACUGAGGAAUGAUACAUUUUCGCGAGCCGGCCGGACAUGUCCGAAAAUGUCGCUUCUCUCUGAGGACCCGGAGCCUGGAGCGGCGAAGGACCCCAUCGAAAUUGACGAUCCACUAGCAUAUCGGAGAGCAGCAGAGAGAUUAAAGGAGCUAAGACAUUAAUCUAUAUAUAAAUAUAUAUGUAUUGUAUGCUUUAAUUGUAUGACAACCACCAACAACACAACAAAAAAUGGAAACUCUUGAUUAAUAAAUGUAAUGAGUAAUUAAAACUGA